Messenger RNA from Lemur catta (Ring-tailed lemur), 6075 nucleotides. Its product is annotated as RNA-binding protein 12. Gene Ontology annotation, biological process: regulation of canonical NF-kappaB signal transduction; positive regulation of tumor necrosis factor-mediated signaling pathway; regulation of RNA splicing. NCBI's taxonomy places the organism in Eukaryota, Metazoa, Chordata, Mammalia, Primates, Lemuridae. The coding region runs from base 2491 to 5340 and encodes 949 amino acids. Gene Ontology annotation, molecular function: calcium-dependent phospholipid binding; RNA binding. Gene Ontology annotation, cellular component: ribonucleoprotein complex; plasma membrane; nucleoplasm. The record is from RefSeq and is a predicted model, not a curated record. The transcript is spliced from 3 exons.
GGGGUUGCAGGGAGAUGCUUACUCUCCUGAGUUGGGCAGUUUGAGAAGCCAGCCUCUGAAGCAAAAAAGUGGGGAUGAGUAAGCCUCCCAAGGCAUGAGCAUUGUAGUUAGAUGCCAGGCACUUCGUCCGCAAGUAGGGAAGGGGCUGCUAUGACCAGCACCGUUAGGACUCCCUAGGGAGUGGUGCCUCCGGUACUGAAGGAGGACGAGGUCGGUGGGAUGUAGAAGGUGGGUGCUUUUGAUGGAGAGUUAAUUGAGUUUGUCUGAAGGUUGGCUGCGCUAGUUUACGGCCACGUGCAGUGGGUGGGCGGGCCUUUGAGGCGCUACAGGUUAGUGGGGACACUAGUGCAUCAGACUUAGCUGCUGGGUUGAAAGCUUGUGGGCUUUUUGUGUGCCUCCAGUGGGUGCUGUAUAGUGAAAAAUCUGAGGGGCUCCGAUGAAGGUUACUCAGGGUUAUUAAGUGCUAAACAUUCAUGCAGCUGGGUGGUGUGUACUAAGAAUUGCAGGCUUGAGAGAUUUCUGGGCCCUAAAACUUAGCUUGGCUCCUAGAUUCCCAGAGAUGGCCUAACGUAAAUUGGGGUGGUUGGCAGGGACCAUUUUGUAUUAUUCAUUGAUAGGGUGAUGCUAAUCAAUAUAACUUGAAAGAGUGAUGGCAAGUGAAGGCUAGGAGUUUCUCUUACAGCUUCUUGCUUGAAUGGUUUGAAAUGGUGUAAUUUUUGUAAAAUGCAGUCUUAGCAACAAGAAGUGCCUGGGACCUUGUUAACUGGUGUAUAUUGUUAGUGCAUUUCAGAGCAUGUGCAGUUGAAAAAAAUCCUUCAAGUCUGGACAUGUAGGGAAAUCUUUUUUUUUUAAUUAUAGAAAUACAGGACUGGUUGUACUUGUUUUGAAAUUUGGUAGUUUUGAUAGAAUGGAGGAUUUCUGGAUUUAGUAGAAAGCAAUUGUGUUACGGCAUUUUCCAAGAAUUGUUUUUGUAAAAAUUGGGAAGAACUGUUACAGGUGGUUCAAAUAACUUUAUGGUAAUUUAAUUUAUGAAGAAAAUGAAAUGUUUGGCAUGUUUAUAUAAAAGUUAAUGAAGAUGUGCUUAGUAUGUAUUAAUUGGGCAGUUUAAUGAAACAGGCAAUGCAUUUUUAUAUCACUUUCAUAUGUUCAGUUAAAUGUUGAUUACUUUGUUUAUGGAUUGUCAUGCAUAAUUUUAAUUUUUUUAAUGUUCAUAUCUGUUAGGUGAAAAAUGUGAUGCUUUAGAAACCAUUGUUGCAGUUACUUGGAACAUAUAGUUACAUAUUAAUACCAGUACACUUUAGGCUUCUUUUGCAUUCUUUGACAUGUAAAAUAUUUUGAUGACUGCAGAUUGAGAGUUUGGGAGUUGCUGGUACAGUUUUUGGAUGCGAAACUUGAUUUUGUGGGCCUGUGUGUUCAGGUGCUGGAAUCCAUUGACAAUUUGAUGCUGUUUUUCCUCCAUCUUGCAGAAAGCCACUCCCUCACUCAAGUGUGGAUGAAUAUUUUCUUUUGUAGAUGCUGUAGGAAAGAACUGUCAGUAACUAGUUGAACAAAAGAUGUUUUUGGAUAUCCCCCACUAAAAUGCAGAGACUGUUGUCUGGUUUUAUAACUUUUUGCCUGGCCUGCAAGUGCGUAAUGUUUGUAGAGUAAAUGAAUACUGUUAAAUGUUUUAGGUCAACUAAACAGAAAAAUACUUUCAUCUAAAUUAUAGUUUUAUCACAUUUUACUACCAACACCCAUGUACCUUUUGGUUUGCGCGGAGUUUAGUUAAUUGUUUAAAGCCAGCUUUUAAGUCUUAAAGCCACAGUGAAGGUGAAUGUGGUUAGUUAGGUUAGAAGUAAUAGUUUUGCUCUUAAGUUUAAAUGAUAACAAGAUACUUUCGUUGGCAUUUUGGGGGAUUGAAAAAUAACUUAAUAGUAAAAUCUUCUUGGCAGAGGAAUAUCUCAUUUAGAAAUGUCUUCUGAUUUGCUGCCUUUGAGUACUGAAUAGAAGUUAAUGGGAAAAUUGAGUAAUGCAUUAUAAAAGGGAUGUAUCUCCAUCAGUGUCAGAAGAAUUUUUUCAUUAAGAAUGAUCCCAGAAUCUGAAAUGUAUUCCAUUUUGGGGAUGGGGAACAAAAUCAAGUGGAUGAAUCUGGUUGUUUCAUAAUGCCUGUCAUAAUGUGAUUAUACCGCUUAUAGCAUUGUGCCCAUUGCAAUUGAUUCUCUGUUGCUCAUCUCUGAGGUGAACGUUUGAGGGGUUGCUGGUUUCUUGUUCCUUUGGGAUCUGAAGAACCUGGCUCUGCUGUACCCUUGUUCUUGUCGAUUAAAGACUGAUGGAUGUUUUAUUACCAGAUGAAGAGUGGAAAUUAAGUUCUAGUUUGUGCCUUGACUUCUUUCUUGAUAAAGAGUCUAAAAGUUGGUUUUAAUUGGUUGCCCACAGGAUUGACUUGGCCUCUACUUCUUGUUAAGAAAAUACAUCUCUUGUUUUAUCAGGUGUGUGUGGUUUCAGCGCAGCAUGGCUGUGGUCAUCCGUUUGCAAGGUCUCCCAAUUGUGGCGGGGACCAUGGACAUUCGCCACUUCUUCUCUGGAUUGACCAUCCCUGAUGGGGGCGUGCAUAUUGUAGGGGGUGAACUGGGUGAGGCUUUCAUCGUUUUUGCCACUGAUGAAGAUGCAAGGCUUGGUAUGAUGCGCACAGGUGGUACAAUUAAAGGGUCAAAAGUAACACUAUUGUUGAGUAGUAAAACGGAAAUGCAGAAUAUGAUUGAACUGAGUCGUAGGCGUUUUGAAACUGCCAACUUAGAUAUACCACCAGCAAAUGCUAGUAGAUCAGGACCGCCACCUAGCUCAGGAAUGAGUGGCAGGGUAAACUUGCCUACAACAGUACCCAACUUUAAUAAUCCUUCACCCAGUGUAGUUACUGCCACCACUUCUGUUCAUGAAAGCAACAAAAACAUACAGACAUUUUCCACAGCCAGCAUAGGAACAGCUCCUCCAAAUAUAGGACCUUCCUUUGGGAGCCCAACCUUUAGCUCGACUGUUCCAAGUACAGCCUCUCCAAUGAACACGGUCCCACCGCCACCAAUUCCUCCAAUCCCAGCGAUGCCAUCUUUACCACCGAUGCCGUCCAUUCCCCCAAUACCAGUUCCUCCUCCAGUACCUACAUUGCCUCCUGUGCCUCCUGUGCCCCCAAUUCCCCCAGUUCCUUCUGUGCCACCCAUGACCCCACUGCCACCCAUGUCGGGCAUGCCGCCCUUGAAUCCACCACCUGUGGCACCUCUGCCUGCUGGAAUGAAUGGCUCUGGAGCACCUAUGAAUCUGAACAAUAACCUGAACCCUAUGUUUCUGGGUCCAUUGAAUCCUGUUAACCCUAUCCAGAUGAACUCUCAAAACAGUGUGAAGCCACUUCCCAUCAACCCUGAUGAUCUCUAUGUCAGUGUGCAUGGAAUGCCCUUUUCUGCAAUGGAAAAUGAUGUCAGAGAUUUUUUCCAUGGGCUCCGUGUUGAUGCAGUGCAUUUGUUGAAAGAUCAUGUAGGUCGAAAUAAUGGGAAUGGAUUGGUUAAGUUUCUCUCCCCUCAAGAUACAUUUGAAGCUUUGAAACGAAACAGAAUGCUGAUGAUUCAACGCUAUGUGGAAGUUAGCCCUGCCACAGAAAGACAGUGGGUAGCUGCUGGAGGCCAUAUCACUUUUAAGCAAAAUAUAGGACCUUCUGGACAAACGCAUCCCCCUCCUCAGACACUUCCUGGGUCAAAAUCACCCAGUGGGCAGAAAAGAUCAAGGUCAAGAUCACCACAUGAGGCUGGGUUUUGUGUUUACUUGAAAGGGCUACCAUUUGAAGCAGAAAACAAACAUGUCAUUGAUUUUUUUAAAAAGUUGGAUAUUGUGGAAGAUAGUAUUUAUAUAGCUUAUGGACCCAAUGGGAAAGCAACUGGUGAAGGCUUUGUAGAGUUCAGGAAUGAGGCUGACUAUAAGGCUGCUCUGUGUCGUCAUAAACAAUACAUGGGCAAUCGCUUUAUUCAAGUUCAUCCAAUUACUAAGAAAGGUAUGCUAGAAAAGAUAGAUAUGAUUCGAAAAAGACUGCAGAACUUCAGCUAUGACCAGAGGGAAAUGAUAAUAAAUACAGAGGGGGAUGUCAACUCCGCCAAAGUCUGUGCCCACAUUACAAAUAUUCCAUUCAGCAUUACCAAGGUGGAUGUUCUUCAGUUCCUAGAAGGAAUUCCAGUGGAUGAAAAUGCUGUACAUGUUCUUGUUGAUAACAGUGGGCAAGGUCUAGGACAGGCAUUGGUUCAGUUUAAAAAUGAAGAUGAUGCACGUAAGUCUGAACGCUUACACCGUAAAAAACUUAAUGGGAGAGAAGCUUUUGUUCACAUAGUUACCCUAGAAGAUAUGAGAGAGAUUGAGAAAAAUCCCCCUGCCCAAGGAAAAAAGGGAUUAAAGAUGCCUGUGCCAGGUAAUCCUGCAGUACCAGGAAUGCCCGGUGCGGGAAUGCCUGGUGCCGGAAUGCCCAGUGCUGGACUGCCGGGUACCGGAAUGCCCGGUGCCGGAAUGCCCGGUGCUGGAAUGCCUGGUGCCGGAAUGCCCAGUGCGGGAAUGCCCGGUGCAGGCCUGCCCAGUGCUGGACUGCCCGGUGCGGGAAUACCUGGUACGGGAAUGCCCAGUGCAGGAAUGCCCAGUGCAGGAGGUGAAGAGCAUGCCUUCCUGACUGUAGGCUCAAAGGAGGCCAACAAUGGGCCUCCAUUUAACUUUCCUGGUAAUUUUGGUGGGUCAAAUGCCUUUGGGCCACCACUCCCUCCUCCAGGAUUAGGAGGGGCCUUUGGUGAUGUUAGGCCCGGUAUGCCUUCAGUUGGAAACAGUGGUUUGCCUGGUCUAGGACUGGAUGUUCCAGGUUUUGGAGGUGGACCAAAUAAUUUAAGUGGGCCAACAGGAUUUGGAGGGGGCCCUCAGAAUUUUGGAAAUGGCCCUGGUAGUUUAGGUGGCCCCCCUGGUUUUGGAAGUGGCCCUCCUGGUCUUGGAGGUGCCCCUGGGCAUUUGAGUGGGCCGCCAGCUUUUGGGCCUGGGCCUGGGCCUGGGCCUGGCCCAAUCCAUAUUGGUGGUCCCCCUGGUUUUGGAUCUAGUUCUGGAAAACCAGGUCCAACAGUAAUUAAAGUGCAGAACAUGCCCUUUACUGUGUCUAUUGAUGAGAUUUUAGAUUUCUUUUAUGGCUAUCAAGUAAUUCCAGGCUCAGUGUGUUUAAAAUACAAUGAAAAAGGUAUGCCCACAGGUGAAGCCAUGGUGGCCUUCGAGUCUCGGGAUGAAGCUACAGCUGCUGUCAUUGACUUAAAUGACAGGCCUAUAGGCUCAAGAAAAGUAAAACUUGUAUUAGGGUAGCCACUCAUCAAUUCUUUAUAGGAUAGUUCUUCAUAUUGCUGUGAUUAAUGCAUCCAGAUUGUUUUCCUAGUAUUUCCAGGUUAGAACCUGUGGAUUGUUUCAAUUGCAUAUAGAUUGGUUUCCAUAACAUAGAGCAUUGGUUGACUGUUUACAGAAGACUCACUACCAGGAUAAACAUUGCUGUGUGUUACAGUAAAGCUAUCUGGAGAGAACACAAAAAUGAUUUUGGCAUACCAUUAGAGAAACCAUUUGUAAAACUCAAAUGACCACAUGAAGCUUAUCAAGGAGUCUAGAUUGGUUUUGUUUUAUAUCAUAUGGGAUGAAGAAAAUAGAAAGUAGAGCUCAUUGAGGGUGUUCUUGCCAGCUGCUGAAAAAUAGAAGUUGGCUACUUUCGGAAUUUGGUUUAAAGCUGGACAGUUUUGCUUUGUUAUAGGGUAAAGCUUUGUCUAAAGUCCUCAUUUUCUUUAAAAAUUGAAUAAAAUCUCUGUAUACAGAUUCAUUGUAUGUACCUUUAUUGCUUCUUGAGGGUUCCUGCUGUAUAGACAGUCCUGCUUCAGAAGUUGCUGCUUUGUUUACGUAAUUGACUCAUUUGUAAAUGAGCAGAACUGUUUUGUUGGGUUUUUUUCCUAAAUAUAAAACUCCACACGUGGUUUGUGCUAUAACCUUGAACUUUGAUGUCACACUUAGAACUGUGUGGAAUAAGACUUGCCAUAAAAAUAAACUAUGGAGUCCUUU